AUGCUAUCCUCAAGGAACGUUCUUCUCAGUUUUAUGAUUUGUCACAAAUUUGUCAAAGCCAGACAACAAAUAUGUGAUUUUCACUUGAUCAUCCGGAUCAGGUAUCUUACAUAACAAAUCAAGAAUAAUUUCUGGAUUGCCUGUAGAAAUCCAGUUUUGCAUACCUUUAAUUGUAGUGAUCUAUUCAGCCCAACCCCCAUCAAAAGGUGGGUGGGACCAACAGGGAAGCCCUAUGUAUUUGACCUUUUUCUGUAUUUUGUGGCUAGCAGCUGCAACCAGAGACUGCAGUGGCCUCCUGCCCAGUUAUACAAAGGUUUCAGUUGAAUAUACAGUACUAAGACCAGGAAUGUUUGCCCUCGGUGCAGCUGUACAGAUAUACAAUAAACCGAGUUGCAUCAUGUUAUGCAAGCGUGAGACAACCUUUCCCAUUGUGAAUUAACUUUGCGUGACUGAUUUGUUGUAGGUGAAAAGUCUCACGAAAGGCAGAGUAAGUGUUUUUCUAUUUGCAGUAGGGAGUGUCUGCUACAGAUAAGCUGUUCUCUCAGAAGGUGGAGCUUCUGAGCUUUUAUAACCCUGAGCCACACAAGUUCGGGGCUCACUCUGCUUGAGAAGAACUUCCACUAGUUCAGGACUUGCAGCAGGUUAGUAUUCUAAGGUAGAUGAUUGCUUUGGAGAGUCAUUGCUCAAGAGCAACACCCUGGACAGAGGAGUAGUGCAGGGACAAUUUCCAAAGACCUCACCUCUGCCCAAAGGUUUUCUUCUUCUUACCCGCAGAGUACUAAAGGUUUGUGGGUUGGGGAGGGGGGAUACUGUAAUCCUCAGACCUGUAAUCCUCAGAACAGAGACAUUUCCCUUUGGACAGGCCAAAGGCAGGAGCUGGGCAGUGGGCAGAGUUCUAAAAAUAAUAUGGGGUUGGUCUUUGUUGCACCUCAGAGGAAAAAGAAAUCUUGGGUAAGAAUGGAAGAGAAAUUAGAUUCAUUUUUAAAAUAUUAACUCACCAAAUUUCAUUUCCGAAAAACAUAGCUAUCCCUUGAAAUUUGACUGCAGUUCUCCAGCCAAACAAUGUGUAAAAACACAUAUGGUGAGGUAAAAUGUGCAUAUAAAUGCAUAUAUUAUUGAAAGGAAUGUAGAAAAUGGGUGUGGUUAUCCAGGGUUGAGGAGGGUGUAGAUGCCAUCCAACUGUCUUAGGGACUCCACUCUGGAUUUGCUUAGGGUUUACUCCUUAGCCUUUUCUUCUUCCUAGGAUAUCCCACAAGGCAAUGGAGGUUUAGGGUCAGAGGCUACCUCCUCCUAGAUGGGUUACCUUCCCAGAUUGAUGAGCCCCACCUGCCCCUCACUUCCCUCUACAGCAUGUGCAGAAACCGCCUUCUUGACCCUUGGACCCACUGUUGGUCUCAUCCCUCAACCUGCCAGAGCCUGUCCUUGCGUAGAGGGGAGGUGCCUAACUCACAUGGGUUUGAGACCCACCAGCUAUCCUUACCUGGUUUAGCCAGCCAGUCAAAGAGGUGGUGCUUCAGAUGUGAUUCAUCACUACAAAGUCCCAUCAUCCCUGGCGGCUGGCCAUGCUGGAAAGCUAUGUGCCCAGACUUGCCUGAGGAGAUGAGAGGCAGCUGAUGGCAAUGGCAAUGGUGCAAGUACGAGGGGGAAGUUACAAUUUUGUGGCUCUGGGAACAUGGACCAUGGCUGUCCAAGAGGGGGUGAUAGUCAUAUAUUAUGGGUAGGCAAACUAAGGCCCGGGGCCUGGAUCCGGCCCAAUUGCCUUCUAAAUCCGGCCCACGGAUGGUCCGGGAAUCAACAUGUUUUUACACGAGUAAAAUGUGUCACUUUAUUUAAAAUGCAUCUCUGGGUUAUUUGUGGGGCAUAGGAAUUCAUUCAUAUUUUUUUUUCAAAAUAUAGUCCGGCCCCCCACAAGGUCUGAGGGACAGUGGACCUGCCCCCUGCCGAAAAAGUUUGCUGACCCCUGUCAUAGAUUGUUGUGGUUUUUUAAACUCUUGCUUCCUAUUUUAUCUGUGCAAUAAUAUGCUACAUCUGCUUGUGCUCCAUGAUUAUGAAAAAGAGUUUGUUAAAAAAAAUAAACCAGAAGGCUUUAUUUAGUAUGAAAUCUUUUCUUGCUGUAAGCAAUCACAAGAGCACCAUAUUGAACAGUUGUCCUGCUCUGCAGUGGUUUCCCUAUCAAACAUGACCUCGCAAUCUCUCUCUCUGUCUCUCAUCAUAACAGGAAAGCAAACACUUAGGAACAUGGCUGGGAAACCUAAGCUUUACUACUUCAAUGGAAGAGGCCGAAUGGAAAGCAUAAGGUGGCUGUUGGCUGCAGCAGGAGUCGAGGUUUGUUUGUCUUCUCUGACAAAGCACCUUUCCCCCACCCCCAAAAAAGAAUCAAGGGAACUGUUGUUUUUCCAGCAUUCUUAUAUUUCAGACAGUUUCCAAAUUUGGGUCCAGCAUUAUCAUUUGUGAGUGAGGUGCCUGCUUCAGGCGGGGGAUUUUAUCUAUCCUGGAAGGGGCAGCUAAUUGAUGAGUUAUCUUCAUUCAUUAUUAUUGUACUUCUGCUGCUAAGUAGGGGGGGAGGAGACAUGAUUGUGUGGACAGGCGGAGUCACCCAAACCCUGGGCGGCCCCCGUGUGGAAUAACGACUCAAGACAACGUGCUAUGGGAUUAAAAUUGGCCACAACUUUAUUAUGUUUCAGAUGUGGGUAGACCUUGGCUCAGGCAUUGGACGUUUAUCCCUCUCAGUCCCCCACCAGGGAUCUGGGGAACAUCAGGGUUAUCCAGUGGGGGGGGGGAUGGGCUGGCUCUGGAGAACAUAUGUUCAAGCAGAGAGAGCCUGCCCCUGUUACACUGCCGUCGCAAGGAAAGCAAUGACAACCUCCAGGCGUACGGCCGAAGCCUCCCCUCAAACAACCCCUUUAACGGGGAACCCUGGUAUCGCCGUCGCAAAGAGAAGGGGGGCAUGAGUCACUGCUGCACGCCCCCCCCAUUUAGCGAAGAUAGACUAAAGGAUUCCGCCCAAGGCCUGAUACCACCAAAGUUGUGACGCUUUGCUAUGGGAAAGGCAAACCUGCCAAUGCAGGAGAAUUCCUUUCCGACCCUUCAACAGCGACCUUGACAUAGUAGCACCUGCAUACCUGUGAAGAAAAGGUUAACCUGCAAAAGAAGUCUUAACUGAUGGUGGGUAGGGUGGGAGAAGCUCUGGAGCCAACUGACAAUUCCCAUGUAAGAUCCUCCCCCUACUGUGUGGGCAGGUGGUCCCUCGACCUAACUGGCCUGAUCACCUUGGCAACGCCUCCCCAGGCGGGAUUGGGCAACUGGCUGAGGUAGGCGGAGAUCUCCAGGUGUCCCACCUGGGGAAGGACAAGCCAAGCCUGUGCUAAUGGUGCCACAUAGGGGCCAGGGGGCUUCACGUGACCACACAAAGGGCACCCCCCAUUUAAUGUGGGGAGCGGUCAUUGUGGGAUUUACUGCUUCAAGUGCUAAAAUGAUAUGACUAGCCUGUAGUACUUGAUUUGUGCAUGGGAAACAUUUGUUGUUCUGUCCCAGACAGAGAAGAUUAUUGGGUGGGCUGGACCGGAAUUCAGCUGUGAAAGGGGAGUUGUCAUCAAAUUUUGAAAACUUGAAAGGCCCCGUGUCAUUUUUGGAGCCUGAAAUUAUUUCAUGAGACCCUUGAAAUAUUCUACCUCUUUUAUUUUUUAGUUUGAAGAACAAUUAAUUGAGACCAAAGAAUAUCUAGAAAAAUUAAAGCAUGGUGAGUAUGUUAUCUGAGUAUCAGUGGGACUGUCUUCUAGUACAGUAAAGCCUUAUAGUCUUCAUACCAGGGGUUUUCAAAGUGGACUUGUUUCUCCAGUUCUGCAUUGUGCACACUUUCAGGCAGGAAUAUGUGUCAAUACACAGUUGUGAUCUAGUUAUAUUGCAUUUUUUCUCUCUUCUUUUAAAGAAAAGAGUUUUCCAGAUACCCACAACACAUACCACUCAACUCUGCAUUGUGCAGAAUGGUUUGCUUGUUUUUUAGCUGGAGAACAGAAGUAGCUUAAAUAACAUACAAAACUAGUUUCCAAUGUGUGAUUGCUGUACUAUUUUAGCACAUGUUCUGCAAAAGGGUUUUGAGGGGAAAGCAGAGGCAAACAUGAUUAUCGCAAAGGCUCAAUGUAAAAGUAAAGUCUCAAAAUCAAAGCAUGGCUUGGGAGAUGCUCCUGAAAAUUUACUUUCCAUAGUAAUUACCUGGGAGGAUGGACUGAUUUUUCAUCUUCCUUUCACAAGGUGGAGACCUGCUCUUUCAGCAAGUGCCCAUGGUGGAAAUGGAUGGGAUGAAGAUGGUGCAGAGCCGAGCUAUUCUCAACUACAUUGCCGCCAAAUAUAAUCUCUCUGGGAAGGACGUGAAGCAGAGAGCAUGGUACUGUAACAUUCCUUUAAGUUUGGUUACUAAAUGCAUACUUUGGUUUGCUGUACAUGAUAUAACAUCAUCUCUGGUCUGUCAUAUGAUCUACUGAUGAGUUAUGAGUCAGCAUGUUUCAUCUCUACUGUCAGAUUGGGCAAGAAAGGGUCCAAUAUGAGGUAAUUUAACCUCUCAGUCCCAGCAAAGUUCAUGUGCACUGGUUCAUUUGAAAUCAAUGAAUUUUCAUGUAAUCCCAAUAGGAGAUUGGGAGGUCAUUGUCCCUUCCCAAUGUUUUUUUUUGGGGGGGGGGUUCAUGCAAAUGUAUAAAAUUGAUUUUUGAUAUAAGGCUUUCUUUAUAAAAGGUCUAACUGGUGAAGAUCACUAUACUGGAAAGCACAUUAUAGGGGCUUUUGUUGCAUAGAAAGAGGCUUUUUCCAGGGAAAAUGCCCUUUCUCCAACAUACAGGAUCAUUGUACUUGUUUUUCUGCUGGGUCAUCACACAUUUUUGCCUGUGACACUACCGCCCAAUUCCUCCACAGGGUUUUGGCUCUGCAUUAUCAUAAUUAGUACUAUUGCUGCUGCUGCUACCACUACUGUUUUUCUUAUUAUUACCUGAGUAUGAGAGAAGGAAACACUUUCUCUUUCAAAUAGGAUUGAUAUGUAUUGCGAAGGUGCUAUGGAUCUGAAUGAAUUGAUAAUGAUGCUUCCCUUCAAGCCAGCUGACAGCAAGGAGAAAGAGUUUGCAAACAUUAUUGAAAAAGCCACCACCAGAUACUUUCCAGUCUUUGAAAAGGUAUGGGGCGAAGGAAACUUACAAACCUUUUAACACAACAAAGUUGGCAGCUGGUAAUGUUGAUAGGACUGCUUGGCUCAUCAGAAAUCAUUUCCUUAUUCCUUGUAUUUUCCAAGCUUCUGAGCUAAAAGUAAAAAAAGUAAAACAUGAAUCACACACAGUGUUCGUUUACCAUGUGAACUUUGAUCUCAGACUCUGCCCUGCCUUAUUGAAACAUGAUAAGCAGUGGUUUGGGAAGAGGGAAUGUAAUGAUCAAGCUUCUCUUUCUUAGCCAGCAGUUUGUUAGAAGACAUGAAUCAGAACUGAUACAAAUACUCUUGAUCUCCUGAUACAAUAUAAUCUGGGCGCGUGAUAUUCAAAAGUGGUUCAGAUAUACUGUAGAGUCUCCAUUUUGUGUAUGUACCUGAAGUACUCUUCAAACAUUUCCUGCUCUAUAGGUCCUCAAAGAUCAUGGACAAAAUUACCUGGUAGGAAAUCAGCUCAGCAGAGCAGAUAUUCAAUUGCUUGAAACCAUUUUAAUGGCAGAAGAGCUGAAGGCUGAUAUUCUCUCCAAAUUCCCUCUUUUAAAGGUAAGCAUGCUUACUGAAGCAUAAGCAAAGUUCUAGUAUGGCACUUUUAUUCUUUGCAUAUCUAAAACACCAUUGUCUCUGGAUUUCUAUUGCACAAAGUCUAAAUCACACAGGAGGCCCACAUUCAUGGAUAAGCCUUCUGUGAAUUAAAUUUAGACAUAAACAGGUAACCUACCUACGAUUAUAGACCUGCAAUGGAGCUUGAAUAUUGACCUCCCUUUCCAAAUGUGCAUGCCUGAAAUAACUGGGUUUAGUGUACGUAUAAAGUUUGAGUACAUAUAAAGUUUAUCACUUGUAGUUUCAUUAUUGACUAUGAAAUCAUAGUAACCGUAAGCGGCAAAUGAUUAUUUGGGGAUACCACCAUUUCUCCUUUUCUCUUCUAAAAUAUUUUGCGCUCUCUCUCUCUCUCUCUCUCUCUCUCUCAGGCCUUUAAAGAGAGAAUAAGCAACAUCCCGACAGUGAAGAAAUUUCUGCAGCCUGGUAGUCCAAGAAAACCACCAACAGAUGAAAAGACUGUUGAAAAGACAAGGAAAAUUUUCGCCUGA
Podarcis lilfordi (Lilford's wall lizard) is the source of this 6273-nucleotide messenger RNA. The record is from the annotation of a GenBank genome assembly. NCBI's taxonomy places the organism in Eukaryota, Metazoa, Chordata, Lepidosauria, Squamata, Lacertidae.